UUGUUUUGCUUGGCAGUUUGCGACACAAUUUAUUUCAUGUGAAAGGAGUGGAAAGUGGGUAAAUGAAUAUGAAACAAUAUUGGAGAAUAUUGGAAUAGACUGGACUUUUGAAUGUUCGUGGCGAGAUGGCCAUUUACGCGGUGUAUAUUAUCAACAAGGCUGGCAGUUUGAUUUUUCACUACGACAAUGUGCCAAGUCGUGAGCCAGUUCAAAAGACGUUUACUUACCCAAUAGACAUAAAAUUCCGUGAUGGUGAACGGCUGAUUGUUCAUUAUGGAGAGCAGGCGGAUAUCAAGGUCGGCUAUGCCUUGAUAUCUGUAAAUGGUACACCCGUCAAUGGAAAGCUUAUGCCAGACGGGCAGAAAAUCCUUGACUUUUUGGAAGUGGCCAGCAAUUAUCCAGUAACACUACAAUUUCAGCUGCCACGUCCUUCAGCCAAUGAAAGGAUUAUGUUAGCCAGUAUGUUUCAUUCACUGUGGGCGAUAGCAUCGAAAUUAUCACCUGAGAAGAACUCCUCUGGAAUAGAAGUACUGGAAGCAGAGUCAUUCCAUCUUCAUUGCUUGCAUACGCUCACCGGUCUCAAGUUUUUGCUGAUGGCCGAUCCUGGACAGGCUGGUGUUGGUAGCUUGCUGAGGAAAGUGUAUGAGGUCUACGCGGACUACGCAUUGAAGAACCCAUUCUACUCUCUGGAGAUGCCAAUUCGAUGUGAGCUGUUUGACUAUCACCUGCAGAAAGUUAUCGAACAAGCCGGCAAUUCAUUGGGAUCAUUAUAGUAGAUGGUAGUGAGGCUUACGUGCUAUGCAAGAGCUGUAUCUAUUCUGUGUUUCCAAGUAUUGGAUUAUCUAUCCUUCUGAGACGGUCUAGUGAUCGUUCUAGCUAUCCGCCCGUUGGUCGGUCGCUUUCUGUCUCUCUCUCCGUCCCUCUCUCCUUCCCUCUCUCCUUCCCUCUCUCCUUCCAUCUCUCCGUCUCUCUCUCUUGUGUGUGUGUGUGUGUGUGUGUGUGUGUGUGUGUGUGUUGUGUGUGUAUGUAUGUGCGCACGCGUGUGCACACCCACAUGCACACCUACUCGCACUCUCUCUCUUCCUGUUUGUACAGUGAAUCGGUUCCUCCUAUAGUUUAGACAAUCUCCUUUUCUGUUGCCUGUAUGUAUAUGUCGCCUGUAAAUACCGUAGUGUACAUAUUGUCGUUUUUCUUGUAUGAUUCACUUAUUUUCUCUUUAGUUUAGCGAACUUGCAUCUCUCUUCGGCUUUCAUUGUUUUACCAACUUCUCUAUGAUUUCAAUGCUAACGCCCAUGAAAUGAAACAGGCAAAAGCCAGCAUCGAUGAUGCUUCUGGACUCGUCAAAUGUGUGCAUAUUUCACUAUUGAAUCGUGUUUGACUCCAUUCAUACUCGGAA
This is a messenger RNA of Sycon ciliatum, 1396 nucleotides long. Its product is annotated as trafficking protein particle complex subunit 4-like. NCBI's taxonomy places the organism in Eukaryota, Metazoa, Porifera, Calcarea, Leucosolenida, Sycettidae. The record is from RefSeq and is a predicted model, not a curated record. Gene Ontology annotation, cellular component: TRAPP complex. Gene Ontology annotation, biological process: endoplasmic reticulum to Golgi vesicle-mediated transport. The transcript has a single exon. The coding region runs from base 126 to 773 and encodes 215 amino acids.